Molecule: messenger RNA, 2172 nt
Organism: Scophthalmus maximus (turbot)
Lineage: Eukaryota; Metazoa; Chordata; Actinopteri; Pleuronectiformes; Scophthalmidae
Gene: pdhx
Product: pyruvate dehydrogenase complex component X
Exons: 11
Coding region: 36-1508 (490 amino acids)
Biological process (GO): pyruvate decarboxylation to acetyl-CoA
Cellular component (GO): mitochondrion; pyruvate dehydrogenase complex
Molecular function (GO): acyltransferase activity
Source: RefSeq, a predicted model, not a curated record
CGGGCACCUCUCACCGACGGGGUACGGACGACAACAUGGCGGCUUCCUUGCGUCUGGGUCGUCGGGCGAUUUUAUUCGGCCUCAGAUUAUCACACUUUAACAAAUGUGCGCGGGCAACGAACCCGUGGCUGGAGCAAGUCAGGCGUUUCUUUCCGUCACCAUGGCUCCUCGGUGUCACCCCAGUAAAAGUAGAAAUGCCUGCUCUCUCCCCCACCAUGGAGGAGGGAAACAUAGUCAAAUGGCUGAAGAAGGAAGGUGAGGCGGUGUCAGCGGGCGAUGCCCUUUGUGAGAUUGAGACCGACAAGGCUGUUGUUACCUUGGAGUCUAAUGAUGAUGGCGUCUUGGCAAAGAUCUUGAUGGAGGAGGGGAGUCGCAACGUGCGCCUGGGCACUCUCAUUGCCCUCAUGGUGGAGGAAGGGCAGGACUGGAAGCAGGCUGAGAUCCCCCCUCCAGAUGCCGCGGCUCCAUCCGCAGCUCCACCUGCUAAACAUGCAGCCGCUGCCCCAGUUGUGCCCCCUGCAGCCCCCUCUCCACCGACACCAGCCACGUCAGGACCCUUACGUCUCAGUCCAGCAGCAAGAAACAUCCUGGACACCCACGGUUUAGACCCAAAACUGGCCACACCCACUGGACCGAGAGGACUUAUCACCAAGGAAGAUGCAUUGAAUCUUUUGAAGACGUCUCCUGCCCCCAAAGCAACCCCAGCGAUGGCGGCCCCAGCGGCCCCGAGUCCUGUUCCCACCCCGGCAGCUACCCCUCCGCCCCCAGGCAGCAGACCCAACAUACCUCCUCUCUCUGUUCCAGGGAAGCCAGGAGCACCAGGCACGUUCACAGAGAUCCCAGCCACAAAUGUGCGCCGCGUGAUCGCUCAAAGGCUGACACAAUCAAAGACCACCAUCCCCCAUGCUUACGCCUCCGUUGACUGCGACAUGGCUGCCAUCAUACAGCUCCGCAAAGACUUGGCAAAAGAACAGAUCAAAGUGUCUGUUAAUGAUUUCAUUAUCAAGGCUGCUGCUGUCACACUCAAAGAGAUGCCAGAAGUAAACGUGACCUGGUCCGGCGAUGGACCCCGUGCACUUGAUUCGAUCCACAUUUCAAUCGCCGUGGCGACUGACAAAGGCCUCAUUACCCCCAUCAUCAAGGAUGCUGCCAACAAAGGAGUCCAGGAGAUCUCAGCUAACGCUAAGGCAUUGGCCCAGAAGGCUCGGGAUGGAAAACUUCUUCCUGAAGAGUACCAGGGAGGCUCAUUCAGUAUAUCGAACCUCGGGAUGUUCGGUAUCAGCGGCUUCAGCGCUGUGAUCAACCCUCCCCAGGCGUGUAUCCUCGCCGUCGGGACCUCCAGGGCCGAGCUGCGACUGCGCCAGGAUGACCAGACCCUGCACACCCAUCAGCUCAUGACAGUGACACUGUCCAGCGAUGGACGGCUAGUGGAUGAUGAAGUAGCCUCGCGGUUUCUUGACAAAUUCCGUGCCAACCUAGAACAACCGCGACGCAUGGCCCUGGCCUGAAAACACAACAAAGAGAUAUAGUAGCUCUAUGAAAGUUGUUGGAAAGACAAAGCAAGGAACACCUGCUAAUUCCCAUUGGGUUGAGGCUUACAAAGUAGUCUUGUACAUAGUGUAAACUUCAGUUUGUCACUUUCGUCUCCCACAUAAUAACCGAGCUUUGUGAUGCAGAAAUAAAAACUGGGCCUCUGUGACAAAGGAUCGUAGCGGUGGUGCCAAAUAUUACCGAGACAGAACUGACAAGGCAAGGUGCUCACGUACAGCGUAACAGCGAUGGCUCCUCUAUCACACCAGUGUUGUAUAUAUAAAGUGGUUAUUCUAGGUUGUGUUUUUCAGCACCGGUGCAUCUAUUCUGUGUCAACACACGCACAAUAGAACGUGGGACUGUAAAAACCAUCUAUGUACAUUUGUCAGAGAUAUUUAUUACGCAACAUCAUUGGCAGUGCUGUGUAGUAUGAGGGUCAACUUGCAUCGUAAACCAUUUCCCAUUGUUACAGAAUUAAAACAAAAUUUAAGAACUCGUUCAUGUUAAUAUGUUAUAACUUAUUUAAAAACCGAUGCUGUGACAUCUCUGAAAACGAAUCUAUCAAAGUCCAUGUGUAUACAAACUAAAUUCAAUCAUUUAUGUUUUGGUGUCCUGAGAUGCCAAUAAAACACACUGUUCAAG